Messenger RNA from Fusarium coffeatum, 2235 nucleotides. RefSeq lists its product as uncharacterized. Bases 1 to 2235 code for a protein of 744 amino acids. The transcript has 3 exons. Lineage: Eukaryota; Fungi; Ascomycota; Sordariomycetes; Hypocreales; Nectriaceae. The record is from RefSeq and is a predicted model, not a curated record. Gene Ontology annotation, molecular function: protein binding; ADP binding.
AUGGAAGCGAUCGGUGCUGUCGCAAAUAUCAUCGCUCUCGUCGAUCUUUCUGCCAAAAUUGCAAAAGUAUGCUUUCAAUACUCCAAAGGGGUCUCCUCUGCCCGCACGGAUAUCGAGCGCCUUCGUCGCCAAGCAGAGCAUUUGGAGAUUACUCUCAAAGCCGCCCAACGUCUCGUCGAAGAAAGCAAAACCUCGUCCCUUCCAACCUCCCAAGCCUUCAUAGCUACCUUUCAUAGCUGCAAGAAUGAGCUUGAGAGUACAUUGAAGAAGCUGCAGCCGAGCCCGAUGCGGCGGUACGGCAUGCGAUCGUUAAAGUGGCCAUUCAAGAGCAAAGACAUCGACCAGCUCUUGGAUGGACUCAAGGGUUACGAAGGGUCUAUCUUGGCUGGACUUCAGGUCGAUCAGACGACGUUGCUUCUUGAUAUACAAGAGGGAGUAAAACAGCUCAAUCUUCAAGUAACUGGAGAUGCAUCGGCCCAUGAAAAGCCUCAUAUGAUGAUGCCACUUACUCCAGACCCAGACUUCAUAUGCCGGCCAUCUAUCGAAGAAUGGAUGAAAAAACAAUUUGCUGAAAUGACCCAGCGAAUGGCAUUAGUUGGCAUGGGCGGCUUUGGGAAGUCAAAAUUGGCCAUACAAUUUGUGCACAAGAUCUAUGCUGAUACUGGAAGAAGUGUCUUCUGGGUUCAUGGAGCUGACAAAGCGGCCUUCGAAGAAUCAUAUCGGGCUCUUGCUGAUGUACUUGCUUUACCUCGCCGGCAUGAACCGGGGGUUAGUAUUCUAGCACUGGUACGAGACUGGCUGCAAAGGGACGACGUCCACCCCUGGUUUAUGAUCGUCGACAAUGCCGACGAUGGCAAAGUCUUCUUUUCCGAGGACGAUUCCUUUGCCUCAUACCUGCCCAAAUCGACAAAGGGCAAAGUCCUAGUUACGUCACGCAGUCUCGACACCGCGCAAAGACUUGUUGGCAACACUAAGGCGAUAUACCGCAUUCCCAUCAUGGCAGAGGAUCAAGCUCUUGAACUGCUGCAGAGCUUACUGGAAGACAGAGUGAAUGGAAACGAAGCGGAGGAAUUAGUUCGUACCCUUGACUGUAUUCCCCUGGCGGUAAAGCAAGCAGCAGCAUACAUCAAUCGUCACAGUCCACGAGUCACCGCCAAGUCAUACCUAAAAGAUUUAUACAAGAGUGAGAAGCGAAAGCACAACCUUCUACGCAGUGAUAAGGGAGACCUGGGCCGACAAGCAGGAGUCUCGAAUUCUGUUGUCGUGACGUGGCAGGUGACUUUCAAGCAAAUCAGGGACGAGCAUCCUAGUGCUGCCAAUCUUCUUUCACUGAUGAGUCAGUUUCAGUCUCAGAACAUUCCCGAGUUUAUGCUGCAUUGGUACAAUGAUGAUCGUUUUGCGGACGAUGGAGAUGAUGAUCGCGAAAUCAACACUCGGGGAGCGGCCAAUGGGGUCAAUACAGCGAUCGAGGAUGGUAGCGAUGACGUGAACGAGUCUGACAUUGGAAGCGACGACGACAACGAGCAAAUGGCAUUUGAGAAUGACUUGGAUAUCCUACGAAGCUACUCCCUCGUAGACAUAACGACAGACGGUCACCUCUCGAUGCACCCUCUCGUCCAGUUCUGCACUCGUGGAUGGAUCUCAGAACUAGGGAACUCUGCAAGAUGGAGUAUUCUCUUUAUCAAACUGGCUGCAAAGAAGUUCCCUUCCACUGCUUUCAAAGACUGGUCUAUUUGCCAAACACCCCUUACUCACGUGGAACCCAUCCUUGGUAUAAAACCGAUUCAGCGGAGUGCGAUCAAGGAUUGGGCUACGCUUCUCCUUCGAAUGUCUUACUAUAUGAAGGCAAUUGACCAAUACUCGCGAGCCCAAAUACUUGUAGAGAGGUCAAUUGAAGCAAGAGAUACCCUUCUUGGACAUGAUCAUCUUGACACUCUGGCGAGCAAGACCGCUCUUGCCUCAAUAACACGACUUCGAGGCAGGCUAAAGGAGGCGGCGGAGCUGGGAGCCGAACUUGUAGAAAUGAGGAAGGCAGCACAUGGAGUUGACGAUAAGCGGACAUUGGACGAUAUGUCCAAUCUUGCCACAAUCCUUUAUGAUCAGGGUCGCUUCGACGAGGCAGAGAAGUUAGAAGUUGAGAUAUUGGAGAGGUCCCAGGCAACGCUCGGCCCCGACCAUGGCAGAGGCGCUAGGAUUAGAUGCUCUGGAGAGAAGGAAGGCAACGCAUGGACUUGA